GGGCACCACGUCUGUCCCGAAAAAGUCCCUCAACCUUAAGCUUCUGUGGGUGCGAACGAGAUCAGAGGUUUGAAUCAAGCACGACUUAGAUCGUCUCGGAGGUCGACUUUUUGCAGUUUCGUGCGGUAUGGAACGAAAGGGAGAGAAGUGGCGAAGGAAAUCGACAGGCUCGGGCUCCUCAAGCUCGACGGAUGAUGAAGCAUUUUUCAGCCGGAAAAAGAAGCAGCCAACUGGCGGACCGGUCCGACGAGGCAGUCGUCGAAGGUUGACGCUCGAAGAAGCGAUCAAGAGCAACGAGUCGAACUUCAUCGACUUCAAUCCAUUCCAAUCUGGAGACUCCGUCGAUCCCCUGCUGCCCCCCAACACUCCCAAGAAGAAGAAACCGGCAGAGUCCAGGGUUAAUAAAGCCAAGUCGACGAGUGGUCGGAGGAAGACCAUCCAUGGAACCGGCUGCUCGAUCACCCUCCCUAGGAGUAGUACUCCAUCCUUCAUCAGUCAUCAGCCAUCCAGUGAGAAACGAUUUCCUCCCCGGUCACCAGUUGUGAAGCAACAAGAAACAGGUACCCGUUCUGGCCGGCCAUCAUUUCAAUUUUGUGCUUUCGAUCCGCUCAGUCCAAUUAAACAGACUGAGCAUGAAAACCGGAGGAGUCCUCCUUCUGAAUCAUCAAGCUCGAGUGAUCCAGCAGAAGUCGGAGAGGUUCCUGAGCCCCCCAAGAAACCAAGAGCCACUCAAAAUGAACGGAGCUCGAUGAUCGAACGAGCCAUUCAAGCCAAGAACUCCAGCUUCAUCAACUUUAAUCCUUUCCAAGGAGAUCUUACUACUACUCCUUCAGAACCAAUCAAAAACAAUAAGAACUCGGGAGCCGGUCAACAGGUCUUCAUAAACAAGGCUGAGAAGACUCUUCGGAGGAAAACCGUGGAUGGCUCAUCGGGAAAUUCGUCGUCUACAAAUCAUCCUGUUUCUGCCCUCUCAGCCCAGUUCGAAAGUAAGGUCAAUCCUGGAACUGGUCGCCGCUUGUCCGACCAAUCCUCUAUGAACCAUAAGACGGGACGUGGUGUUCGUGACAACCGUCGCGUGAGUUUUCUCGACGAAGUGAGGUUCAAACAACAGGAGGUAUCCGAAUUAGUCGAGUCGAACGAAAGGGAAAGGGACGAAUCAUACCAAGCCAGCCCUCCGACCUCACUCCCCACCCUUCCUCCUUCAGAAAGACUCCGUACGCCCGGUCCUCCUACUGUUGCUCUUCCGUCACCAUCCGUCCCUCUCCUCCCUUCCAAGUUCUAUCCUUCACUCUCAGGUUACCCUAGUUUAUCACCUUCACCGUCUUCAUCGUCGUCCUUGUCCUCGUCGUCGUCAUCAUCAUCAUCCAACUUCUUGUCAGACAAAACACACUUAAAAAAAGAUGGUUACUUCUUGAGAAGCUAUCGUUUUCUCUCGUCUGCAUGUAUUGUUUUCUUGUGUUCUUUCUUUCUGUUGUUGGUAUCUCGUAUCUUCUGUUAAGAUUUGUAUGUAUAUGUUGUUUUGUUCUCUUGAAGGAAGUACGUAGGUGCGCAUAUAUAUUCAUAGUCAUGAAUCAUGUCAAGGAUUUGUCUGGAAGAUCAAGUGAAGGAAAAGCAUUUCAAAUCGC
Puccinia graminis f. sp. tritici CRL 75-36-700-3 is the source of this 1625-nucleotide messenger RNA. RefSeq lists its product as uncharacterized. The record is from RefSeq and is a predicted model, not a curated record. The transcript is spliced from 5 exons. Lineage: Eukaryota; Fungi; Basidiomycota; Pucciniomycetes; Pucciniales; Pucciniaceae. The coding region runs from base 128 to 1498 and encodes 456 amino acids.